Molecule: messenger RNA, 3958 nt
Organism: Quercus robur (English oak)
Lineage: Eukaryota; Viridiplantae; Streptophyta; Magnoliopsida; Fagales; Fagaceae
Product: disease resistance protein RPV1-like
Exons: 6
Biological process (GO): defense response; signal transduction
Molecular function (GO): ADP binding
Source: RefSeq, a predicted model, not a curated record
UUGUUCAAGCUUUACCAGUUUUCCAUGAACACUCAAGGAGCCUCAUCGUCAUCAUCACCACCUUCUUCUUUAAUACCUCGGUGGAAAUAUGAUGUGUUCCUCAGUUUCAGAGGCAUGGACACCCGCUAUAGUUUUGCAGACCAUCUGUAUGCUGCUUUGAUAAGGAAGGGCAUUUUCACCUCUAGAGACGAUGAAAAACUUGAAAGAGGAAAAUCCAUUUCCCCAGAACUCUUGAAAGCAAUUGAAGAAUCGAGAUUUGCUGUUGUCAUUCUAUCAAGAAACUAUGCAUCCUCGACAUGGUGUUUGGAUGAGCUUGCAAGGAUUGUCAAAUGCAGGGAAGACAUGGGACUGAUAGUUCUGCCAGUUUUUUACUUUGUAAGUCCACCUGAUGUACGGAAUCAGAGGGGAACUUUUGAACAAGCCUUUGCAAAACACAAAGCAGAUAACAUACAGGAGGUAGAAUCAUGGAAGAAUGCUUUGAGAGAAGUGGCAAAUCUCUCCGGUUGGCAUUUACAGGAGAGGAAAUAUGAGUCAGAAGCUAUCCGAUAUAUUGUGGAUAAUAUUCUACAGAGAUCGAGGUCAAAAUUCUCAAUCAUUACCAAAGACUUGGUAGGAAUAGAUUCUCCAAUGGAGGAAUUGAUCACUCCAUAUUUAGGUCUCGGGAACAGUGUUUGCAUGAUAGGGAUUUGUGGCAUGGGGGGGCUGGGAAAGUCAACUCUUGCUAGAGUGAUUUAUGAAACAAAAUGUAACCAUUUUGAAGGUUCUAGCUUUAUUGCUAAUAUUAAGGAAGUUUCAGAAAAGCAUGGUUUGGCUCGAUUACAAAAGCAGCUUCUUGCACAAAUUUUGGAGGAAAGCAAUAUAGAUGUAUGGGAUGUUUAUGAUGGAGCUAACAUGAUCAAGAGUAGACUACGUCAUAAAAAAGUUCUACUUGUUCUAGAUAAUGUUAAUCAAUUGGACCAAUUAGAAUUAUUGGCUGGAGAUCAUUGCUGGUUUGGACUGGGAAGUUGGAUCAUCAUUACAACUAGAGAUGAACAUUUGUUGGUCCAACAUGGAGUGCAUAAUAUAUAUAAGCCUAACACUUUAAAUGAUGAUGAUGCUCUGAAACUUUUUUGUUUGAAAGCCUUCAAAAAUGGGAAACCCGAAGGAGAUCAAAUGCAGCUCUCCCAGGAUGUUGUAUACUAUGCUAAUGGUCUUCCAUUAGCUCUCGUAACUUUGGGAUCCUUUAUGGUUGAAAGAACAGUGGACGAGUGGCAAAGUGCAGUGAAGAAUUUGAAAAAAAAUCCCGAAAGAAAAAUAUUUGAUACACUUAAAGUAAGUUACGAUGGACUAAAGGAAAUGUGGAAGGUGAUAUUCCUAGAUGUUGCGUGUUUCUUUAGAGGGAAGAUGAAAGAUCGAGUAAUAGAGAUAUUAGAGAAUUGUGGUUUUGACGCAACAAUUGGUAUAAGAGUUCUCACGGAUAAAUCUCUUAUAACUAUAGAAAACAACAAAUUGUGGAUGCAUGAUCUAUUACAAGAAAUGGGCUGGGAAAUUGUCCGUCAAGAAUCAAUUGAAGAACCAGGGAGGCGCAGUAGAUUGUGGCUUCGUGAGGAUUUGUUGCAUGUAUUGAUGAACAAUACGGCAACAAAAGCAAUUCAAGCCAUAGUCCUAGACUCAUUUGAAGGGGAUGAAGCAUGCAGGAAACUUGAAGCCUGUCCUGAAGCUUUUUCAAAGAUGUGUAAUCUUAGAUUGCUUAUAAUCGAUAAUGUGCACAUCCCAAAUGGCCUCAAUCAUCUUUCUAAUAACUUAAGAUUUCUUGAAUGGCAUGGGUAUUCUUCAAAAUGUUUGCCAUCCAGUUUUCAAUCAGAAGAGCUUGUUGAACUUAAAAUGUGGUUUAGCAAAAUUGAAUAUCUAUGGAAAGGUGUAAAGUACUUAAACAACUUAAAACUCAUUGAUCUUGAACUAUCCAAAAACCUUAUUAGAACACCUGACUUCACAGGGGUUCCGAGACUUGAGAGACUAUGUCUUAGAGGUUGCAUAAAUUUGGUUGAGAUCGACCCAUCUAUUGGACAACUCAGUAGGCUUACAGUUCUAAAUUUGGAAUUCUGCCGAUCUCUUACCAACCUUCCUAGCAACAUGGAUAGUUUAAGAUCUCUUGAAAUACUCAUUCUUUUGGGAUGUUCAAAACUUGCCUACCUGCCAGAGAACUUAGGGAAAACCGAACAUUUGAGGGAACUUGAUUUGACUGGAACUGCUAUUAGAGAAGUUCCCACUUCCAUUAGUUUCUUGAUAUGUCGUGGAUGUGAAAAGCAAUUUUUUAAGUCAAGGCUUGAUAGUGUUUUCUGCGCUCGCUCUUUAAAAUAUUUAUCACUAUCUACAAACAAGCUUGUCUUUGCCCUACCUGCAAGCAUCAGUCAACUUCAGAAAUUGGAAGUUCUUAAUUUGAGCAACUGCAUUCAACUUCACUCAUUGCCAAAGUUUCCAUCAAAUGUGAGACACAUAAAUGCUGAAGGUUGUUCUUCCCUAGAACCAUCACCAGCACUUCUCAGUACGAGCAAUUUGUUACAACCAUUUAUUUCAUUUUUUAAUUGCUUCAAGUUAGUUGAAUAUAAUGAGGACAUUGAUGGUCUGGCAUUUGCAAUACUGAAACAUUACCUAAAGGGACUCAUGUACCCAAAAAUUGGAUAUAAAACUUCUGACAAAAGGAAAGAUAGAUCUGGAGAUGCAUUCAACAUCAUUAUUCCUGGGUUUGAAGUUCCACCAUGGUUAACUCAUCAAAGGUUUGGGUAUUCAAUAAGCAUAGAGCUGCCGCCAAAUUGGUGUAAUAGCAGGUGGAUGGGAUUUGCUUUGUGUGCAUUUUUCAGAAUAAAUCGUUCUUGCUAUUCAAGUGAAAGAUAUAGUCUUAAAGGUCAUGUGAUAGCUCUUGGUGAUAUGCCUCAUGGCCCUCACCGUACUUUUGAAGUUGUCAUUGGGGAGACAUCCUUUAAGUAUAGUGUGGGUCAUCUUUGGCUAUUGUAUUUGUCUCGUGAUGAUUGGCCAGCUACAGGUUGGAAUUAUCAAUGCAGUCGGAUUAAGGUUGUAUUUGACACCAAUAGCCCAAGAGUGGAGGUGAUCAAAUGUGCAGUCCGUUUGAUAUAUGAGCAAGAUGUGGAAGAGUUCAACUUAACAAUUGCACAAUGCAGCAGUAGCUGCAUCAAUACUUCUGACGGUUGGGAUUGUGUCCACCAUGAAUUUGAAAAUUCAGCAGUAGUAAAGGCUACCAAAUUUAAGGCAACCUAUGAUGACAAUAGGGAGGCAGAACCUAGUGCAAGUCGGAGCUUUCCUGAGGAAACUGAAGGAGGCACAUCCUGAUCAUGACCAGUAUUUGAAUAAAAAGAUUGAGAUGUAUGAUGAGAUGGCUUUGCUUUUUGGUAAAGACACAACAAGAUGGAGUUCUGCAAAGUCUUUUAGUGAUAUUGAUUCAGAAAAAAGGAUUGUUGACUUGGAGUCCAAUUGUAAGGACAUUAUUGAUUUUGAGAAGGCGUCAAAAGGGAAACAAGUUAGUUCUUCAAAGACAGCUUUCUCUCAAGCAAGGUCUCAUAGAAAAAGGAGUCGUGCUAAUGUCAACCAAGAUGCUAAUAAUGAUAAGUUUUCCAAACAACUUGGAAAGAUUGAGUUAGCAAUAAAAAAACUCAAAAAAGAUCAACUUGAUGUGAAUGAGCUUUAUGAAGAAGUUAUGAAAAUAAAAAGGUUUGACAAAGUUAUGCUUGAAUCUGCUCUUGACUAUUUGGUAAUUAAUGAAAGGCUAGGAAGGGCAUUCAUGGCCAAAAACACUAGACUACGAACGUUGUGGUUAGAGAGUUUCUUUAACAAAAAUGGUGGAUAUGGGAAUUAGAUAGUAAUGUUUUAAAUUUGUACAAGGAUCUGAACUAAUAAAUCUUACAGAGUAUUAGAAUGAUGGAAAUGUAAGAUGGUUAAACAUUGAUGAUUGAUUUUGGCUAUA